This is a messenger RNA of Dioscorea cayenensis subsp. rotundata (Guinea yam), 3527 nucleotides long. RefSeq names its product pentatricopeptide repeat-containing protein At3g24000, mitochondrial-like. NCBI's taxonomy places the organism in Eukaryota, Viridiplantae, Streptophyta, Magnoliopsida, Dioscoreales, Dioscoreaceae. Gene Ontology annotation, molecular function: RNA binding; zinc ion binding; protein binding. Gene Ontology annotation, biological process: RNA modification. The record is from RefSeq and is a predicted model, not a curated record.
GGUCCGCCCGUGGAUGUCGAGCGAGAAAAACAGAGAGAAAAACUGGCAAAGUGGAUCAAACGAAUACAAGCGCUCAAGUUCAAACUCAUCGUCUUCCCUUCCUUUCACUCCCUUCAUUCCCAAACCAAACCCGAUCCCAAUGGCCUCUCUUCCUUCGUUCCAGAUCUCUCUCAGCUCCUCCGCAAUGGCUUCUCAGAGAUCUCCAGCCUCAUCAAUGGACGCACCCUUCACGCCCUCUCCAUCAAGCAGCACGCUCUUCAUCUCAGUCUCUUCCACUACAACACCCUCAUCAACAUGUACUUCCGUUUUGGCCAACCCCACAUUGCCUUCAAACUGUUCGACAGAAUGCCUCUGAGAAAUGAUGCGUCUUGGAAUACCGUCAUUUCUGGCUGUGCUCGAGCUGGAUUGUUUGUUAAAUCUAUUGAGUUGUUUCGGAGCAUGCGUGGAGAUGGAUUCGGUCCUAAUGGUUUUGUUCUUGCGAGCAUUUUGUCGGCUUUUAAUCAGUGCAGGGAAGUGAUUGGUAGAGGGAUUGAGUUUCAUGGUUUUGUUCUCAAAGUUGGGAUUUUGAAUGAUGUUUAUGUGGCUACUGCGCUGUUGCAUUUGUAUGGUACGCAUGGGCUUGUAUACAAUGCGGAGAGACUGUUUGAUGAGAUGCCGGAGAGGAAUGUGGUCUCUUGGACUGCAUUGAUGGUGAGUUAUUCGAAGAAUGGGUAUCCAGAGGAUGCUGUCAUUGCUUAUCAGCAAAUGAAAAGGGAUGGUGUGCCUUGCAAUGAGAAUUCUUUCUCAGCAGUGAUCAGUUCCUGUGGGUUGCUUGCCAGUGAAACUAUUGGUUUUCAGAUUCUAGCACAUGCUGUGGUUUGUGGCUCUGGGAAUGAUGUCUCGGUUUUGAAUGCUGCAAUUGCUUUGCUUGAUAGUCUGGAGAGAGUAGAAGAUGCGGAGAGGGUCUUUUAUCAGAUGAAGAACCGUGACAGGAUAACAUGGAAUUCGAUGAUAUCUUUGUAUUCACAUUGUGGAAUGUGUGAGGAAUCCUUGCAAUGUUUCUCUGAUAUGCGUCAUGCUAAUGUGCGGUUUGAUGCGACUACACUGUCCAGUUUGAUAUCUGUAUGUGCUUCUGUGAAUUGUCCAAAAUUCGCGAAGGGCCUCCAUGCGUUUGCUGUUAAACAAGGUCUUGAUGCAUCUGUUUCCGUGGCCAAUACACUUGUUAGUAUGUAUUCUUUGGAGACAUUGGAAGAUGCGGAGAGUUUGUUUCAUGCCAUGGUUGAGAAGGAUCUCAUUUCUUGGAAUUCCAUGAUCUCUGCUUAUGCUCAAUGUGGGCAGCUCAUGGAUGCAUUGAAGAUCUUCUCUCAAUUGCUUCUAGGUAGAAAUGUAGUUAAUCAUGUAAGUUUUGCUAGUGCGCUGGGGGCAUGUUCAAGCCCUGAAGCUCUAUCAUAUGGAGAGAUGGUCCAUGCCCUCAUGAUCCAAUUUGGACUUCAAGGGAAUUUGUUAUUGGGGAAUGCUUUGAUCACUAUGUACAGCAAAUGUAAUGCUAUGAGAAAAGCUGAGUUGGUAUUCCAGAGAAUGCCGGCAUAUGAUGUGGUUACAUGUAAUGCACUUAUCGGAGGGAAUGUAGAGAAUGAAGAGCAGAGGGAGGCAAUGCAAGUGUUUAGUUUGAUGAGAAGGGUAGGAAUAAGGGGAAACUACAUCACAAUGGUGAAUGUCCUCGGUUCUUGCUCAGCACCUCAAGACCUACUGCAGUUUGGAAUGCCCCUCCAUGCACAUAUAAUCUCUUGUGGAUUUGAGUCAGAUGAGUUUGUGAAGAACUCAUUGCUUACAAUGUACUCAAAGUGUGGAGAUUUCAAUUCGAGCAAAUUUAUUUUUGAUAGACUGGCAAUCAGAACGACGGUUUCUUGGAAUGUAAUGGUAGCAUCUAAAGCUCAUCACUUUCAUGGGGAGGAUGCUCUAAAGCUAUUCACAGAAAUGCGUUAUGAAGGAGUGGAGCUGGAUCAGUUCAGUCUCUCUGCUGGCCUUGCAGCAAGCACUAGCUUAGCAUCUGUAGAGGAAGGACAACAGCUUCACAGUCUGAUCAUAAAAUUCGGAUAUGAAAUGGAUCUCCAUGUGAGGAAUGCCGCAAUGGAUAUGUAUGGUAAAUGUGGUAACAUUGAUGAUAUGUUAAAAAUGCUUCCAGAACCGAGCAGCCGGUCACGACAAACAUGGAACAUUAUGAUAUCAGUGUAUGCGAGACAUGGUCUUUUUGAGAAAGCUGAGAAGACUUUUAAGCAAAUGCUUCAAAUCGGACCUAAGCCGGACUAUGUAACCUUUGUUUCUCUCCUUGCUGCAUGCAAUCAUGCUGGUCUAGCAGACAAGGGACUAGAUUACUAUGCAUAUAUGACUUCAGCGCUUGGCAUUCAACCGAGGAUAGAGCAUUGCGUUUGCAUGGUUGAUCUGCUUGGACGUUCUGGAAAGCUCAUCGAAGCAGAAAAGUUUGUGGAAAACAUGCCAGUACAACCAAAUGAUCUCAUUUGGCGUAGUUUGCUGGCAUCAAGCAGAAUACACAAAAAUUUGGAGCUGGGGAAGAAAGCCGCGCAAUGCCUGCUAAAGCUGGACCCAUUAGAUGACUCUGCAUACGUUCUUCUAUCAAAUGUUUGUGCUACUACUGGAAGGUGGGAGGAUGUGGAGAAGGUGAGAACACAUAUGAAAUCGAUCAAUUUGAAAAAAAGACCUGCAUGUAGUUGGAUUAAAGUGAAGAACAAGGUAAGUUCAUUUGGCAGUGGAGAUAGGGGACACCCACAAGCUGAGCUGAUAUAUGCAAAGUUGGAAGGGAUGUUGCACAUGGUGAAAGAACUAGGUUAUGUUGCAGAUACAUCCUUCACGCUGCAUGAUAUAGAUGAAGAACAGAAGGAACAUACUCUUUGGAACCAUAGUGAGAAACUAGCCUUGGCUUUUGGCUUGAUGGGUGUACCUGAAGGAUCUAUAAUUAGAGUUUUCAAGAAUCUUCGUGUUUGUGGUGAUUGUCAUUUAGUGUACAAAUUAGUUAGCAAGGCUGUUGGUCGAGAACUAGUGUUAAGAGAUCCUUUCAGAUUUCAUCAUUUCAAAGAUGGGAAAUGCUCAUGCUUGGAUUAUUGGUGAUGAAGUAUUGUCAACAAGGCACAGGAAGAUGAAGAUAUGGCACCAUGAACAUGUUGGAAUAUCUGAUUAAUUGCUCCUCAGGCAUUGGAUUGGUGGCAGUUUACUGGACUUGGUGAAUCUGGUUUUCUAAUUCUUCCUGCCAUUCUCAAGAGGUUAGUUGCACCUUAUCUUGAUUCUCGUUAAGUAUUUUUUUAUUUUUCAAAAAUACAAUAAUAAAACCAUACCAUGAAACCAAAUGACUGUAAAAGUAUAAACCAUCAACAAAGGCACUCAAAUUAAUUUUUUAGUUGUUUUACACAAUAAAAUGUUCGUCACUUAGCUGGAAAUAUCUUCUGAUAGACUGACUAUGUUUAUUUGCUGGUAUUAUAUUCCAACACAAGUACCAACACCCAAAGAAGAGAAUCUGAUCCCUCUGUCUUCAG